AUGAAGGCUGCGCCGCUGCGCACAGAUAAAUCCUCAGCAGAUUAUGAAAGCUCUGCAAUGGCUCCAGACCAGAAUGAGCCCCUGGCCGUCGAAUACCCUGAUGGGGGGACGAAGGCUUGGACGGCAGUAUUCGGCUGCUUCUGUGCAUUCUUUGGGGCAUUGUCUAUGAUGAACUCCAUUGGCGUCUAUCAAAAUUGGUUAUCGACCCAUCAGCUUGAAGGAUACAGCUCGGGAAGUACAGGAUGGAUAUUCGGCCUCUACAAUUUCUUGAGCUUCUUCACAGGAAUCCUCAUCGGUCCUCUUUUUGACACCAAGGGUCCAAAGCCGCUCUCAAUCAGUGGUUCUAUCCUACUCCUGUUGACUUAUGUCCUUCUGGGGUGGUGCAGCAAGUAUUGGCAUUUCAUGUUGUGCUUUGGUAUUCUGGGAAGCUUUUCGACCUGCCUCCUCUUCACCGCAGCCAUGGGAACUGUGCAGCACUGGUUCUUGAAGCGUCGGCGGCAUCACGACACCAUUAGUUUUGAGCGCCUUGCUUCCAAGAAUCGGGUUCGCAUGGGCUAUGAGAGCCUUGGUGCUUCUCAUGGUGCCUUUUGUGGCUUGCGGUAUUCUUCUCAUGCGCGGGAGACACCAAGACAUUUCCACCCUCCGCAUGAAAGGCAAUCAGAUCUCCUGCCCUCUGGCUUUGCCCCUUUCCGCCCGGGGGGCGAAUUGGCCGUCCAGCCGGCGGCAAAUCACACCUGA
Clonostachys rhizophaga is the source of this 738-nucleotide messenger RNA. NCBI's taxonomy places the organism in Eukaryota, Fungi, Ascomycota, Sordariomycetes, Hypocreales, Bionectriaceae. The record is from the annotation of a GenBank genome assembly.